AUGAAGUUAAGUAUUCUGCUGUCUUCAGAUCCACUGCUGCACGUCCUGUCCUUCCUGGGCUUCAGAGACCUGAUCCAUUGCAGUUUUGUCAGCAGGAGGCUGAACGAGCUGUCCAAACACAACCCGCUGUGGAAACGCCUCUGCUCCAAACACUGGCUGCUGACCGAUGCGGAUCGGCUGCAGAGCGGGGUGUCCUGGUACCUCCUCUUCCAGCAGAACUACAGAGACCUGGGUCGAUACCUGCAGCAAUACGCUCCGCUGAAGAGGUCCUGGGAGCAGCUGAAGAGCUUCCUGCUGCAGAAAUGUCCCCGCAUGAUCGCAUCACUCAAAGAGGGCGCCACAGAGACGGAGCUAAACGACAUCGAGGCUCAGAUCGACUGCCGACUCCCCGAUGAUUACCGCUGCUCGUACUGGAUCCACAACGGACAGAAGCUGGUAAUCCCCGGGCUGAUGGGCAGCAUGUCCCUUUCGAACCACUACCGCUCAGAGGUGCUGCUGGACGUGGAGACAGCGGCGGGGGGGUUCCAGCAGAGGAAGGGGAUGCAGCGCUGCCUCCCGCUAACCUUCUGCUUCCACACCGGCCUCAGCCAGUACAUGGCGCUGCAGCCGGCCGAGGGGCGCCGGAAGUUCGAAAGCUUCUACCCCUGCCCCGACCAGACGGCUCAGGACCCUUCGGCCAUCGACAUGUUCAUCACAGGGUCCUGUUUCCUGGAGUGGUUCACGGCAUACGUCAACAAGGUGGUCACGGGAGAGUAUCCCAUCAUCAGGGACCAGAUCUUCAGGUACGUGCACGAUAAGAGCUGCGUGGCGACGAGAGAAAUUACAGUCUCCGUCUCCACCUCCUUCCUGCCCGAACUCUCCUCCGUGCACCCCCCACACUUCUUCUUCACCUACCGCAUAAGGAUAGAGAUGUCCAGCAGUGCGUCUCCGGAAGCUUCUUGUCAGCUGGAUAGCCGUUACUGGAAGAUCACCACGUCAGACGGGAAAGUGGAGGGGGUUCAGGGACCCGGCGUGGUCGGAGAGUUCCCCAUCAUGACUCCGGGGAAGGUGCACGAGUACGCCAGCUGCACCACCUUCUCCACGCCCUCUGAGUACAUGGAGGGAUUCUACGCCUUCCACAGGCUCGCCAACAAGGAGGAGGUUUUUGACGUGGAGAUCCCUCGCUUCCACAUGGUCUGCCCCCCCUUCAGAGAGCCUGUGGUCCGGACGCAGAAAGCAUCGAGUCGGCGCAUCGAUGACCCGGACGACGAUGGAGAGUUGUUCGACGGAGACGGCGACGACUUCGGAGACCUGCGAGGGAUCAACAUGGCCGCUCUGGAGGGGGCGUUGUGUCCACGCCACAUCUGACCCUCACCUGUCUGCAGCAGCAGGUCAUUCUGGGAAAAGGUAACCAGAGACUCCACUUCCUGCUGCCAGACGGGACAAAAUAAUGUGAACGACGUGGCGCCGUUUACAGAAACACUUCCUGUUUCUCUCGUGGAUAAACUGGGACUAAGAGGGGAAGUCGAGCCUCGGCUCUGACGGGGCGUUGGGCGGGAAGCGGAUGUUCUUGCUGCAGGUUUGCGGUGCUUCUCCGGUCAGCUGUUUAAAUUAUUGAAAUCAUCGCCACUGCAGGAGCAGCGUCACCAUCAGGGUUUAGCAAGAGCGUGACAUCUUUACAGGACACUCUUCAAACACAGGGGAACAUUUUAUUUUGAAAAUGUGAUUUUUCUGCGUUAAAAAAAAAAUAUAUAUUUUCAAAAUAAAACACUGGGCAAUUCCGGGCAAAUUCUCAGACUUUGGAUUGUCUUCAUAUAUUCAGAAAGCGGUUUUCCACUCGAUCAAGUUUGCAUUUUAUAUAGAUGUGUAUAUAUUCAGCAUUUUCACUCAGACUUUUUUGAGCUUUUCGGCAUU
This is a messenger RNA of Eleginops maclovinus (Patagonian blennie), 1893 nucleotides long. Its product is annotated as F-box only protein 3-like. Gene Ontology annotation, cellular component: cytoplasm. NCBI's taxonomy places the organism in Eukaryota, Metazoa, Chordata, Actinopteri, Perciformes, Eleginopidae. Gene Ontology annotation, molecular function: protein binding. The record is from RefSeq and is a predicted model, not a curated record.